Messenger RNA from Hyaena hyaena (striped hyena), 3440 nucleotides. RefSeq names its product proteasome inhibitor subunit 1 (gene PSMF1). Gene Ontology annotation, molecular function: proteasome binding; endopeptidase inhibitor activity. The transcript has 8 exons. The record is from RefSeq and is a predicted model, not a curated record. Lineage: Eukaryota; Metazoa; Chordata; Mammalia; Carnivora; Hyaenidae. Bases 49 to 864 code for a protein of 271 amino acids. Gene Ontology annotation, biological process: proteasome-mediated ubiquitin-dependent protein catabolic process.
UCCGCCCCCGGGGCGGCUCCAUUUUGGCCGCAGAAGUCGGGGGAGCGCAUGGCGGGCUUGGAGGUACUGUUCGCGGCGGCGGCGCCGGCCAUCACUUGCGGACAGGACGCGCUCGUCUGUUUCCUGCACUGGGAGGUGGUGACGCACGGCUACUACGGCUUGGGUGUCGGCGACCAGCCGGGUCCCAACGACAGGAAGUCAGAACUGCUGCCAGCCGAAUGGAACAGCAAUAAAGAUCUGUAUGUCCUCCGCUAUGAGUCUAAGGAUGGGUCCCGAAAGCUUCUCGUGAAGGCUGUCACCGUGGAGAACAGCAUGAUCAUCAAUGUGCUGGAAUGUGGCUCACAGCAGGUAUCAGAUUUGACACUGAACUUGGAUGAUUAUAUCGAUUCAGAACACCUGGGUGACUUCCACAGGGCCUACAAGAACAGUGAGGAACUUCGGUCUCGCAUCGUGUCUGGAAUCAUCACACCUAUCCAUGAGCACUGGGACAAGGCCAGUGUGAGCAGUCCCCACCGGGAGUUUCCCCCUGCCGCUGCCAGAGAGGUGGACCCCCUUCGGAUUCACCCGCAGCACCCACACACGAGCCGGCAGCCUCCCUGGUGUGAUCCCCUGGGCCCGUUUGCUGUCGGCGGAGAGGACCUGGACCCCUUUGGGUGCCGGAGAGGUGGCAUGAUUGUGGACCCCCUGAGAUCUGGCUUCCCGAGGGCACUCAUUGACCCAUCCUCGGGUCUCCCAAACCGUCUUCCUCCAGGCGCCGUGCCCCCGGGAGCACGCUUUGACCCCUUUGGACCCAUCGGGACCAGCCCGUCUGGACCUAACCCGGACCAUCUCCCCCCGCCGGGCUACGAUGACAUGUACCUGUGAAGGCCUCAAGAAUGUAACACCCCAGCCUUCCCUCCACUCUCCUGGAGCUGCCGCCGCGGGCCCCGUCAGCAGCCGUGUUCCCGCGGGCUGGGGGCGAGGGACUCUGCCCAUGCGUUCGCGGGCCGGCCGGGAUCGCCUCCCUGCCCCCGGCCGGAGCCAGGACACCUGCUGCAGCUCUCCACCUGGCUGCGUCUAGGUCCCAAAGAGCAACUAGUGUGUCUCUCUCACCACCAGCUCCCCCACACUUCUCAAGGGAGACCCCGGCAACAUAUACCCUCGACCCGGUGCCGUUGCGGCUGCAGCGCUAUAAGAACAGAACACAUUUUGGAUGUUAUUAUAAGAACCAAAUGUCAAUACAAAAAUCAUGUUGCCAGUCUCCCACUCUUCUUUACUGCACAGCGCCUUCCGUCUCUGAGACGUUAGCGUUUAAGUCUUCGUGGGGCCAAGUGACUCUUUUCCUACCCAGGGCCUGUUCUUGCUUCUCAGAAUUGCUUUUGCUCCUAAAUUGCUUUUGCUCCUGACAUCACUAAGGUGGGCCCCAGUGUGGCUGUGCCAAUGAAAAUGAGAGACUAGCAACCCCCAGGCCACAAAGAAGACUUCCACAAGGGCAGGCGCCUUGCAGGAAGACUGCAUCAUGUCGAGAAGGGCAGAAUCCUCCGGUUCCGCCCGUCCGCGCAGACCCGCCGCCCCGUCUGUGCCUGGACAGCGGCAGCCUAUAAACAGACCUGAAGGCUAAUCUUAUCUUUGCCACUAACUUAACCGAGUUGACCCUAAGCAGGGCUCUCCCCUCCCAGGGCUUUCCUGCUGCCUGUGACAUCUGAGGUGCCCUUUCUUCUCAGCAUCCUGAUGUCUGCCUCUGUGUACGGCCACCUCUCGGGACUGGGACAGAGGAAAACAAUGAAUUUUUGAGGCUCUCUGUGGUGCUUACCCACAGAGUAACUCCGUGCCCCUCGGACCCCACACAAGGAAGGCACGGGAGCACGGGCUCCAUCCCCAAAUGUGGUAUUGAACCCCGCUAGGAGCAGGGAGCCCAGCCUCUGGAAGCCUGUGUCCUCUGUCCAGGCCCAUCUGACCUCUGGUGUUCUCCGGAUUCUUUUCAGCCCAAGGCCUGAUAGACGUGGUCAGUGAUGAGCCUCUGUGCUGGAGUGGAGAGAGCCCCAUAGAGCACCAGGCCCAGAGGCAAGAGAUCAAGGCACUAGGCACUUACCCUCCACAGCAAGCAUCAUAUCCAUGGGUGGGUCUUUCUGCUUCUCAGAUCCUUGAGUUCCUUCUCCUAAAAGAGGAUGUACUAUUUAUCUGUGGGCAGAGGGUAGGCUACCAGAGCCCCCCUGAGGUGUCUGCUAAUAGGCUGUAGCCUGGAACUGCCCGAGAGGGGUUAAGGGGACACUGAACUGGGGCCUGGGUGGGGAGGCUUGCAUGAGCAGGCGCCCCGGCCAUUUUUGGUGGGCCCCGUCUCCAGCACUGAUUUAGUAAGGACCACCUUGCAGCCUGUAGAACAUUUGUGCUCCGGAGAGAGAGCCAGAGAUCCGGCAAAGCUACAAGUGCAAUCAUCAGUCACAGUCUUCUUCCUCGAGGGCCUACAAAUGGGCGGAGUGUUUCUGUUCCAGAAUUGGAUCAUACCUGCUACGGACAGGAGUUGGGGCAAUUUGGUCCCAUAAACAUCCCUUAUCAUAAAAGGAAGCAUUGAAGGAACAUCACACUAGAAACCGUCAGACAAGCAGGGAAGGUAGGUCGCUUUUAGAACUACGAUUUAAGGAAAAGAUGGUUCAGACAAUAAAUUUGGCACUUGGGUUUUCUACUAGCAAAGGCCAAAAGGAUCAUCCUGUACAUCAUUCUGUUUUCUGAAAACAGAAAUUUCAGUGAUUCUCUUCUGCAGAAUCAGCCAUUUUUGGCGUGGGUCUCCUGUGUCAAGAACACUGAGCCUUAGUGUCAGGGGACGUGACUGGGGACUCCAGGGACUUCCAAGUCACGCUGUCCGUGUUUGCUGGAGUCUGGGCCGCCGCCUCCUCGCAGCCAGGAGUAGUCGCCAGGCAGCGAGGGCUACCCGUUCCAGGGUGUGUCUUGUGCAAGGGUAGGGUCCUUACCAGUAAAUACCAGCACUCAAUAACCUGUUCCUUUUUUAAAAAUAACAGCUUUAUUGAUAUAGAAUCCACAUACCCAUGAAGUUUACCUUUUAAAAGUGUGCGAUGCAGUGGUUUUUAGUGUAUUUGCAAUGUGCGUCCGUCCAUCACUACAUCUAACUCCUGAACAUCUUCGCCACCUCAACAGGAAACCCCAUACCUAUGAACAGUCACUCCUGUUGCCCCGCUCCCAGCCCGAGGCAGCUGCUAGUCUGUCUUCUCACUAAAGGUUUGCCUGUUCGGGACAGUUCUCACAAGUAAAUUGCACAGCGUGUGGCCCUUUGUGUCUGGCUUCUUUUCACUGAACAUCCUCAAGGUUCAUCCAUGUUGUAGCGUGUGUCAGUACUGCAUUCCUUUUAAUGGCUGAGGAAUACCCACUGUAUGGACAUAAAUACCCCAUUUUCUUUUUUUCUUGUUUUUUUCUUUAAAUAUAACUUAUUGUCAAGUUGGCUAACA